AUGACCAACUCCACCAUGAUGAUGGACUUUCUCCUCAUGGAGAUUUCUGGCAUGUGGGAUCUACGUGUUUUUUAUGCCAUGUUCUUCUCUCUGAUUUAUGUGGUGACCUUAAUGGGAAACCUCAUCAUUGCUGCUGUCACCACCCUUGACAAAAGCCUUCACACGCCCAUGUACUUCUUCCUGAGGAACCUGUCCAUCCUGGACUCCUGCUACAUUUCUGUCACAGUCCCUAACUCCUGCAUGAACUCCCUACUGGGUGCAAGCUCCAUUUCAAAGGCAGGAUGUGCAGCUCAGGUCUUCCUUGUGUUAUUCUUUGGAUUUGUAGAGUUACUGUUUCUCACCAUCAUGGCUCAUGACCGCUUUGCAGCCAUCUGCAGGCCCCUCCAUUACCCUGUGAUCAUGAGCCCUCGCCUAUGUGUCCACAGCACACUGGCCAUUGUGCUCAGUGGGAUCAUAUAUGCAUCUCUGCACACCAACAACACCUUCAGGCUGUCAUUCUGCCACUCACGUGCUGUCCAGCAGCUCUUCUGUGACAUCCCCUCUCUCCUAAAGUUGUCUUGCUCUGACACCUUCAGCAACCAGAUUUCGAUUUUUGUCUCUGCUCUGGUGAUUGGUGGUGGCUCUUUCACUUAUAUCAUCAAGUCUUAUAUUCACAUCUUUUCUACUGUGCUCAGGUUUCCAGUGGGAGUAGACAGGAAAAAGGCCUUUUCCACCUGUGUCCCCCACAUUCUCGUGGUGUCUGUCUUCCUCUGGUCAGGCUUUUUUGUCUAUCUGAGACCAUCUGCAAUGUCUUCUGGCAUGAUGGGAAUGGUCCUGUCUGUGUUCUACUCAGUCAUUCCUCCCCUCUUCAACCCUAUCAUCUACAGUCUCAGAAAUGAACAGAUAAAGUUUGCCAUCAGGAAACUCAUGACAAGAAUGUUGUAUUCAGGAAAUAUAUUGAAAAUUAAGGAGGCUUUUCCAAUCCAGCUUAGUCAUUGUCAUGCUUUUCACAAUUAA
Heterocephalus glaber (naked mole-rat) is the source of this 996-nucleotide messenger RNA. Its product is annotated as olfactory receptor 14C36. Gene Ontology annotation, cellular component: membrane. NCBI's taxonomy places the organism in Eukaryota, Metazoa, Chordata, Mammalia, Rodentia, Bathyergidae. Gene Ontology annotation, biological process: G protein-coupled receptor signaling pathway. Gene Ontology annotation, molecular function: G protein-coupled receptor activity; olfactory receptor activity. The record is from RefSeq and is a predicted model, not a curated record.